Molecule: messenger RNA, 20448 nt
Organism: Polypterus senegalus (gray bichir)
Lineage: Eukaryota; Metazoa; Chordata; Cladistia; Polypteriformes; Polypteridae
Gene: macf1a
Product: microtubule actin crosslinking factor 1a
Exons: 96
Coding region: 290-20296 (6668 amino acids)
Biological process (GO): wound healing; regulation of focal adhesion assembly; regulation of microtubule-based process
Cellular component (GO): microtubule; intermediate filament; actin cytoskeleton
Molecular function (GO): microtubule binding; structural molecule activity; calcium ion binding
Source: RefSeq, a predicted model, not a curated record
GCUGCGCUGCUGCGGGACAGGAUUGUCCGGUUUGAGAUGACUAUAAGGCUGCUGCUGCAGUAUGAAAGAUAACAGAAACCCGAGAUCUGUGUCGGAAAAAUAGAGCGAGAGGAGCGGAGAGGGAGGUGCUGUGUGUCGGUGUCAGCGGCCAUUGCUAGAAGCCGCACAAAGAAAAAGCGAAUCGAGUAGUCUCCCAGCCUUUGAUCCGACAGCACAAAAGACGGAGCCCGGCGUGUGCGGCUCAGAGCGAUUUUAAAAGUGAAGACGGCGUGAACCGAACCAAAGCGCAAUGGCCGGCUACAUCCCUGGCCUGCUGCCUUCCAGUCACUCACAGGAAAAGGAGUUUGUACAGGCUUACGAAGACGUGCUUGAGCGGUAUAAGGAUGAACGUGACCGGGUCCAAAAAAAAACAUUCACUAAAUGGGUCAACAAACACCUAAUCAAGGUGAGAAAACAUAUUACUGAUCUCUAUGAAGAUCUAAGAGAUGGACAUAACCUAAUCUCUCUACUAGAAGUGUUGUCUGGUGUCACACUGCCUCGAGAAAAAGGCAGAAUGCGCUUCCACCGUUUGCAGAAUAUACAGAUUGCCCUGGACUUCCUCAGACAGAGACAGGUAAAGCUUGUAAAUAUACGAAAUGAUGACAUUACAGAUGGGAACCCCAAACUCACUCUUGGUCUUAUUUGGACGAUUAUUCUACACUUUCAGAUAUCUGAGAUAUAUGUGAGUGGAGAGUCUGGAGAUAUGACAGCCAAAGAGAAGCUUUUGCUUUGGACACAGAAGUUGACAGAAGGUUAUCCUGGUGUGAAGUGUAGCAAUUUUACAUCCAGCUGGAGUGAUGGCCACAUGUUCAAUGCUAUUUUGCACAGAUACAGGCCAGACCUAAUUGACAUGUCCCGUGUGAUUCAACAGAGCAAUCGUGAAAACUUAGAGCAAGCUUUUGCAAUUGCAGAGUCACUUGGAGUAACACGCCUACUUGACCCAGAAGAUGUUGAUGUUCCAUCUCCAGAUGAAAAGUCAGUUAUUACAUACGUGUCAUCAAUCUAUGAUGCUUUUCCUAAGGUUCCCGAGGGAGGACAAGGGAUUGGAGCCCACGAAGUAGAUCAAAAAUGGACAGAGUAUCAGAAUAGAAUUUCAAUCCUUUUCCAGUGGAUCAGACAGGAAACAUCUCGCAUGACAGACAAAAGCUUGCCUCAAAAUCCUGUUGAAUUAAAGGCACUAUAUAAUGAAUAUGUUCACUUCAAAGAAACUGAGAUUCCACUCAAAGAGAUGGAAAAGGCAGAAGUAGAACAGUUGUACAAGAUGCUAGAGGUAUGGAUGGAGUUUGGUCGUAUUAAACUACCACAGGGACUGCACCCCAAUGAUCUUGAAGAGGAGUGGGGUAAACUAAUCUUGGAAAUGUUGGAACGAGAAAAAGCUCUAAGGCCAGCAGUGGAGAGACUUGAGCUUCUUCUGCAAAUUGCAAACAAGAUCCAAAACGGAGCUCUAAAUUGUGAAGAGAAGCUGACACUAGCUAAGAACACACUUCAGGCAGAUGUUUCCCAGCUGGAGGCAGGUCUGUCUUCACAGUAUGAGCAGGAUGUGGAAAUGUAUCUGCAGGACUCUGAUGUGAUGAUCCGUCAGUUACAGGCUGACACUCAUAUUUUGAGAGCUGAGAGAUACUAUCAAGUAGAACAGUUGGCAUUCAGAAUUACAUGUCUGCAAGAAGAACUGGUUGUUCUGCGUCGGGAUUCUGCUAAUUUGUACAGAAAGGAUCACUUUGCAUCUUCUACUACAUCAUUAAAGAAUGAACUGCAGGUGCCUGGUCACUUCAAAUUAGAAACCAGAAGCCUAACUCGACGAGCAGAGACUACUCUGGGUUCUUCUGAAUCUUGGUUAUGGAAACCUUUGAGUCGCACUGAAUUAUUGGCCAUUUCCUCAUCUGAAGAUGAAGGAAACCUCCGCUUUGCCUAUGAACUUCUUUCUUGGGUUGAAGAAACACAGGUUAAACUGGAACGAGCAGAAUGGGGCACAGACUUGCCUAGUGUUGAAAAGCAGCUGGAAGCUCAUCAUCUAGUUCACUGCACAGUGGAAGAACUUCAGGAUAAUCUUAGAGAGGCCCGACUUUAUGAGUCAAAGAUAUCUCCUGGACUCCAGAGUAGCUAUUCUGAAACGUUAAGCAAACUAGAGAACCAGUACUGCAAAUUAUUGGAAACGUCUUCCUCAAGGUUGCAAUCUUUGAGAAGUUUGCAUGCCUUUGUAAGGCAAGCCACCUCGGUGCUUAUUUGGCUAAACGAGCGGGAAGAGGAGGAGAUGGCGUUUGACCUGAGUGAACAAAAUCCUAAUAUUGGACUUAAGAAAGGCUACUUCACAGACUUGAAAGCAGAGCUGGAACAGAAACAACUAAUCGUUUGUACCCUUGAAGACACAGCAAAGAGACUUUCCCUAGAAAAUCAUCCUGCUAAGCAAACAAUGGAGGCAUACAAUACUGCAGCACAGACUCAAUGGCAGUGGGUUUACCAUCUUUGUGACUGUAUUGAGCAGCACAUUCGUGACAACAUGGCUUACUUCCAGUUUUUUAACGAAGUCCAGGAGUCAGAGUCAUUUUUGAUCAGACUACAGGAUUCUAUCAGAAGGAAGUAUACCUGUGACUGCAAGAGCCGUCUGAGUCGGUUGGAAGAUCUGCUUCAGGAUUCCAUGGAUGAAAAAGAACAGCUGAUUCAAUACAAAAGUUCUGUGGCAAGUCUAGUAGGUCGAGCUAAAUUUAUUGUUCAACUGAAGCCAAGAAACCCAGACUAUGCUGUAGAUGCAGCCAUACCUAUCAGAGCCAUGUGUGAUUAUCGUCAGAUUGAGAUAACAAUCAACAUGAGUGAUGAGUGUGUUCUUGUAGAUAAUUCUCAGCGUACUAAAUGGAAGGUUAUCAGUCCAACAGGAAAUGAGGCAAUGGUACCCUCAGUGUGCUUUGGGAUCCCACCACCAAACCAAGAUGCUCUUGACAAGGCCAACAGAAUUGAACAGCUUUAUCAGAAUGCAAUGACUGUGUGGCAUCAGUUUCAUGUCAACAUGAAAAGCAUAAUUUCCUGGAACUACCUGGUAACAGAUAUCAAGAAUAUUAUGGCAUGGAACCUAGACACCGUAAAGUCACAAACCCCUUCUGAACGUCAGCAAGCACUGGAUAAGAUGGCUUCUCACUUAUCUGACUUCUUAGAUGAUAGCAGAGAAAGCAAUAUUUUUACAGUCUCUGACCAACGGCAACUGGAGAAUGAUGUGGAGAAAUGUCGAGUGCACAGCAAAAAAUUAGAGGAAUCCAUGGAAAUUGAAGAGAAAGAUGCAGAAAUAUUGCACAGUUAUUUGAGUGAAUUGCAGAGUAUUCAGAUGAAAAUUGAACAAACUGAUCAGAGAUUGUGUAAGGGCAUAAGAGGUUUGCCAGCUAAUAUCACCAGGGGAAAGGACAUUACACAUGAAAGUUCUAUACUUGUUGCUGAGCAAGAGAGAAUCCAUCAGGAAGUAGAUAUUCUGAAGUCUGAGAUAAACUUCAUUUCUCAGAAGUGCUCAAGUUUUCUUGAAAAUUCUCCAAGUUCUGCUGGAAUUCCAUCCUUGCGUUCAGAACUCAGUCUUACUGUGACAAAGAUAGGCAGACUUUAUUCCUUAUCCUUGAUCUACUUGAACAAGCUGAAAACAUUAGAUGUGUUAAUACAUAGCUGCCAUGCUGCUGAAAGCCUGGUGAAAAAGUAUGAGGACAAAUUAAAUGAUGAGGAAACAGUGCAAGCUGAUUUGUCAGCCAUAAAAAAUCAAAGAGAUCAGCUUCAGUUGUGGAUAUUAGAAACAUGUGACAAACAGUCCAUCUUUUCUGCCUUGGAGGGAGUUCUUUUAAAAUCAAAAUGCGAUGAAGAGCAGCCUCUACCACAUCUCAACCAAGAGAAAAAUCUUGAUCUGGAGCGUUACCGGGAACAAGCAAUUCAGCUGAAAGAGAGAUGGAAUAGUGUGAAUUUACAAAUAAGAAACAGGCAAUCAGAUUUAGAAAACCUUGAGAAAAUUUUGAAGGAUUACCGGGAAUGUCACAAAAAUCUGAUCUCUUGGAUUGAGAAAACUUCAUUACAUCAAGAAGAAAUGCAACCAGGAAAAGCAGAAGAUAGUAAAAUCCUUUCUGAGCAACUGAAUCAACAAACAGCUUUGGUGGUUGAAAUUGAGAAGAAUCAAACAAUGCUUGAUGAAUGCCAAAACCUCUCCAAACAGUACUGCUCAUGUGUUAAGGAUUAUGAGUUGCAGUUAAUGACUUAUCGAGCCUUUGUGGAAUCCCAUCAGAAGUCUCCUGUAAAAAAGAGAAGAAUGAAGUCUUUAUCUGAUGCCAUUUCUCAGGAGUUCAUGGAUCUGCACACACGUUACACUGCACUGGUUACUCUCACAACUCAGCAUGUGAAGUAUAUCAAUGAUGCCUUAAGGAGACUUCAGGAAGAAGAGAAACUGAUUGAAGAGGAGAAACUUAAGCUGAUGAACCAACUAUCUGAAAUGCUGUCCUGGACAACAGAAAUGAAGAAAAAUCUUCUUUGGAAGGAAAACUUUAGUGGCAUAGAUGGAUCAGGCAUGCUAGAAACAGUUCUAUCUGAACAGCAGGCCAUAUCCAUUGAGCUGGCUUCUAGGAAGGACCAAGUUUCAGAAAUUACCAGGACUGUGCAGUUUUUUCUACAGUCAAAAAAGGCCAACAAGUUAUCAUCUGAUGAGAAGCAAGAGAUUACAACUCAGGUUGAUAUUUUGACUGAGAUCUACAGGCAGUUGUGUGAGCAAUCUAUGCAGAAUUUGCAACAGCUUCAUGUUCUCCUUGCGGAGAAGGCAAAGCACAAGGAGCGUACUACUAUGGUAGACUUGGAGACCAUUGAAGUAUUUUCCAAAAUGCUACUGGAAGCACAGCUAGUUCUUUGUGGAAAUAAAAAUGUCUUAUUUGAUAAAGCCUUGGACAAAAAUAUUUUACACUUUAGAACCAAUGAACCGUUAAUGGAGCUCCAAGGUGCUUUAGAUUUAUUAGAUACCUUGUGUGAUUCAAUUGAUUCUGUGAUGAGAGAAAGAUAUUUAUCAUCUUUACCUUUUAGAACAAAUUUAGAACAAAAUGAAGCUGGAGAUCAGACCAUUUCCAGUGUUGAAGCAGCAAACCCUUUCAAGGUAGACCCACAAUUGGAGCUUGGGAUCCUGAAGAGCCAAAUGGAUUCUGGUGAUAAUGAAAUUGUUACUGAAAAAGCAGUAAAUUUUGUCAGCGUAUUUCAACUGCUAUUUUCUGAAGAAAUUUUAAAACCUACUUCAACUAGCCAGCUUUCAGAUUGUGACAUUGUGAAAUAUAAUACGGAACACAAUAUGCUAUAUAUAGGAAAGGCAAAAACUAAAAUACUGUUUUUAUUAAACAUGGCAAAUGAUUUCCUAAAUAAUUUAAGAAAACAUAAGACUCCACCUUAUGUUACUGAGCAAGUAAAUGCAGAGGAAAUAUGUUCUUUAGAGGAAACUGACCAGUUUCAUAAUUCCAGCAACACAGCAGGGAUGAAUGGUACUAUGAAAAAUGAUGUCUCCCCAUUAGAGUCAUUUAGCUAUUUAGACAUUUCUAAUAAACGCAAACUGGAGGUUUCAACAAUGAUGCCCAGCAAAGCUGCAAAGAACCUCAAGCAGAAUAACUGCAUGCUUUUGGAUUACAUACCAGUGAAGAGUGAAGUGACUCUAGUGAAAAUGAACAGCACUCAGGGAGAUACCAAGAUUUUUCGGACAAACGAAUGUGUUAGACACACAGGGAUUAACUGUAAAACUGUUUCUUUACAAAAUAUGCAUGAAUGCAUGUCUUUAAGAAAAAAGAAAACUUCAGUGCCAAAAGAUGGUAAUGCUUCCCAUAAUGUUCAGCUAUACUCAGCCAUCUAUAUGGGCAACUCAAACAAAAUGUUUUUACCAUCAGUCAUAGGUACUGGUAAUGUGCAUCAUGAAACAGUAAAUGAGAGCAGAAGAGAUGAAAAAGUUGAUAAAAAGCAACAUGAUCAAAUGCCACAAUUACAAUAUACUACUAAAUCAACAGACAGUAAAGUAGAUAAUGUGAAAACUUCAAAGAUGAUUAUUGAAAAAAUAGUAUUAGACCAUCAGGCAAUAGUACCAGUUGAUGAAUUUUUAAGUGGUUGGAAAGACGCAACUUUAGAGCUUUUUUCUGAGAUAGAGGAAAUGGGAAAUGUAGCUAGGUUAGUAAAAGACAGUACUAUACCAUUUUCAUCUGAGGUGAUUGUAGAAGACAGUGUGGCUGAUUUGGGAGACAAGGCUGCUCUUUUCAUGCAGAAGAGAGUAGAAAUAGAAUAUGUUAGUGCAGGGGAAUUUUGUGAAAAUGUUAUUCUUUUACCAUUGAAAAUGCCAGGAAAACAUUUUGCUGAAAAAGAAAGACGGGCCUCAAUUGGAUAUGAGAUUGAAAAAAGUGGGAAAUCAACUGCUCAGCUCAGCAUGGAGGAGCCAUUAGAUUAUUGGACUGGUGAGACUGAAAAAAAAAUGAAUCAAUUCACUUCCAAGACAUUUCUUGUACAAAGUAAUGCUGAUAUGUGUGGAAUACAGCCUGUUCCUCUUUCACUUCAGACACUGUCAGUUAAGCGCUGUGCAUUAGCAAAAAGAGAUAAAAAUUCUUCUCAUAAUAUCAAAGGGAAUGCAGGAGCUUACCUCUUUGAACUGGCUACAUCAGAGUGGCUGCCUGGUGAUCUGUAUGUAACCCCUUUUCUCAAAGUCUGUGCUCAACCACAAGGGAAGGAUCAAGAAGCAUUACAGCAACAAAUUAAGGUAAUGAAUGGUGCAACAAAUCAGAUUGAGGAUCAAGAUGCAGCACUCACUAGAGAGCUGAAGACUCAAAGGAAAAAGGCUGAAAAAAAUGAAUAUUUUGCACACAUACUAAAUACAGAAAACUUGAGUCAACUUAAAAAGCUAAAUAAGCAAGUCAAGAAAGUGAAAAACUUGUCACAAGAGCAACAUCCACUAAAUGUAAAUGUAAUGCCAUGUGAAAAUAGCAGGAAAAGUGGAACAGUAAGUACAUUCUUGCAAUGCCAGAAUAUUUCAUUUGAUGCAGUAGCUACAUAUAAGUAUUUAUUUGAUCGAUGGAUAAGAGACUACAGAAUUGUAGCUAGUAUAGGAGAAAUGCAUAAUAUUCAGGAACAUAAUUCAGUAUUGGGUAUAAGUACCAUUCAAGGCCUGGAACCAGAUAAAUGUGAGGUCCUUUCUAGAUAUUUAGAAAUUAGUAAUCUGGAAGAAUUACUGCAGAGUCCAAAAGUUAAAUGUGUUGAAUCUGGAGAAUUAAUCUCCCAAUUUCCAGCCAAAAUAAAAAAAAGAGUCAAAGUAAUGAAGGAUACAGAAAUUGUUGAUUGCUAUAAUCAAUUAAUUAAGGUGGACAUUCUUUCCCAAAAAUACUGUCAGUCCUCCGUGUUCCCAGAUGGCAAGCCUCCUUUAAGUAUGCCAAAUAUAAUGACCUUAGAAGAUCAGGCCUUGGCAGAUUUAGCAUUAACUAAUAAAUGUGAUUAUUUAAGUUUUUCAAAAGAAAAUAAUUUGCAUGACCUGAAUAAAUGCAUGAAAAUAAGCACAGUAAAACAUUUCCCAUCUCAUCAAGAUUUUCUAAGUCAGCAUAAAAAAAUGACAGGCAUUUCUAGAGGAAAGGGAAGUGAAAAGCCACUGGAUCAAGACAAUUUGGAAGGUCAGACACCAAUUACUUGUUUACUGCUAAAAAACAGAGAUACUUUUAAGGGGUGGACUUUGCAUGCCGACUUGAACACAUAUUUGCAAGAAUCAUCUCUGAAGUUUGAAGCCAAAGCAGUUCUGUCUUUGAAAGCUCAGGAGAGUAUUGAGGAAAAAACAAAUGAUAUGAGAGUUGUGAAGAAGCAAGAUACACAAGAAUGGGAAGAAAUGCACAAAGCACAAAGAAAUGCACAAUUCUUAUUUGACAUUUCAUCCAACAUUGAUGGGCACACAUUCAUACCCACCAAUGGUGAGAAGUGUGAUAAUCAUUCUUUAACCACAGAAUUGACUUUGCCCUACAUGAUGAAAGACAGUAUCAUUAGACCUGGUACCACAGAAUACUUCUUUGGACAAAAGUUGUCAAUCUCAAAGCCUGAUCUUAACAUGCUAGACAUCUACUCAGAGCUAGAGAAAAAUGGGAGCUCCAUGCAGGACGAACCAAAUAUCGAAGAAUACUUUACAAGAAUUAAAAAUGCUCAUGGGAUAUCCACUGCUGAGACUGAAAUACCUGAUGCAGCUAUUCUGAUAGAAAAUGCACAAACAGAGUACAACAAUAAUAAACACAGAUUAGAAAGAGAGGUCGAGUCACCUAAUGAAAAUGUGAAUUCAGCUACGGAACUAAGAAAGAAAGAAGUGGACACCAUAAAACAUGUAGAAAAAGAAACUGACUCUUUGUUUUUCAACUUAAAGCAAUUUAAAACAUAUUCCAGUUUUCUGAAUGAUAAGAAACACUAUGAUAGAGAUUCCAUAGAGAUCCAUGAUAAACCCAUUACAUUGGAAGAAAUUCCUGCAGCUCAAGAGCCAUUGUUCCAAACUAGCUAUGAGAUACCACAUGUUUCUGGCCAGAGUCAACAAACUGAAUCAUCUUUUCAGCUAGGCACUGAAAGCAAAGCAGUGCUUCUAGAAAAGAUUAAAAAUAAAUUGCAUUUUCAUAAUGAAAUGAAAGAAAACCAGGAAAAAUGUGUUUCUUCGGAAAAAUUAUAUGGAAACUACAGAGGAUGGAGGCAGAAAAGAUAUGAUGAGCAACUUUCUUGUAAGAAUGAGGAAGCAAAAUACACGAAAUCUACUGAGGCAAACCAAUCUACAGCCAUUCAUCCUGCAAAGGAAUACCUAGUAGACUCUGUGGAAGUGCUGGAUGUUAUUAGAAUGGUCAUACAGUUAUUCAUCUCUGAGCAUAAUCAAGACUUGAAACCUCACUUGAUUGGACACCUCCUUGGUCAAAUGAAUCAACUUCAAACAUCCUUCUUUCUGAAGACUGAGAUGGUUCAGGAGCAACAAGAAGUAUACAGUCAAAAAUUAGACAAACUUGGCCUGUGGCUAGAAAAAACAUCCAGUUCAUUGGCCAUGUAUCAAGAAGCUAAAAUCGACAGUGACCUGAACAAUCUACAUCUGAGACAAGCCAGCAUUCAGGCUUUUCAACAUGAUAUCAAGACAAAUGCAGCAGAUGUAUCUGAAGUCAUUGCAUCAGUGAAGGCAUUCUUAUCAGAGAAUGGUGAUUUUUUGCCACUUACGGAGCAUAGAGAAAUGGAAAAGAAGUUGGAACAAGCAGAGAAACAGUAUGCAGAACUUGUCAAUUGCAUUAACACCACCCAGCAGAUUAUUGAUUCUGCUGUUGCAACCGCUCAACAGAAUGAAUCCCAGAAGGUUAAAGUAAUGACUACAUUAAAGGAAACUAGAUGUAAAGUUGAUCAGCUACUUGGAUUGGUGUCCUCGUUACCUAGUCCAUCAGAAGCAGAAGGAGAGAUUCAGCAAUCAGAAACUGACUCUUUGUUGCAGCCUGAAGUUGGGAUUGAUUCUCAGUAUAAGAGAAUCAUGGCUUAUCAUCAAGUGCUGUUAUCUCAACAGCAAAGUAUUAUCAUGACUACAAAAUCAGCACAGGCCUUCCUAGAUAGACAGACUGCUAACUUGCCUUCAGAGGAGUGUCAGCAACUCAGUGAUGAUCUGGCUCAAUUGUCCAAACAGUAUGAAAGUCAGCUGGCAAAAUGUGAGCUCCAGCUCAGACAAAUGCAGAUGUUUAAGGAGGAACAAAUCAAAUUCUUACAAGAGCACACCGAAUUUGUGAACUGGUUAGAACAGAGUGAAAAUGGAAUAUGCUCUUUAAAUGUAAAUAUUGAGAAUGUCAAGGAUCUUCAAGAAAUACUGGAAAAGCAAAAGCUGCACUCGGAUGACAUAAUUUGUCACAAGGCAGAUUUGAGAUUUGUUACCAUUUCUGGUCAGAAAGUUCUUGACAUGGUAGCAUUAAUCCACACUAGUGGAUGGACUGAGCUUGACAUCCUCUCUGCUGUACAGCUAGUGAAGAAUAAAAUGGAUGAUUCCACUGAAAGGUACUCAAAGCUGCGUGAUAAGUGUCUUGAUCUUGGUGUUAAUCUUAACAACUUACUUCAGCGAUACUAUGAAUUCAAGGAUGAAGCAAGUUCACUGGAUACCUGGUUACAGAAACACCAACGGACAUCUGAGGGGCUUUUAUCUGAUAGCACUGAUCUAAAUAGCUUACAGAAGCAGCUGGACACAGCCAAGAAAUUACAGGAUGAAUUUGCUGAGCAGCAGCUGCAAGUGCAACACUUGAAGCAAGCAACAAACAUACUGCUAAAUAUUGAACCAAAUAUGAGCAAGGAAGAGAUUCUUAAGACAACAGAGAAGCUUGUGGAGAAUUUUGAAAACCUUUUUCAAACUAUUUCUCAACGCUCUGAGAAACUACAGACAGCACUUGCACAGUCUCAGGGUGUUCAAAAAAAUCUCCUUGGACUGCAUACCUGGAUGGAUAGUGUUGAGGAGAUGAUGAAGACUCAAGAGAAUAUCACACCUUCUGCCCAAGCAGUACGAGAUGCACUGACUCAGAACCAGAAAGUACGUCAUGAUCUGCUGUCACACCAAGGUAGCAUGGAGGCUGUUCAGGACUUAGUAACACAAAUCCUACAGACCACAGAUGCAUUGACUGCAUCUAGGCUACAGACAGAUCUGUGUCAGCUUCAUAAGCGCUUUACAUUAGCAAAGAGCACCCAGCAACAGAAGGAGCUAAGCCUAAUGGAAGUUUUAAACAAACUGGUGGUGUUUGAAACCCUAGCUAUGCAUAUUAAACAGUUUAUUGAAUCCAGCAAUGAAGUGCUGGUAUUUGGAAAUCCUCUUGACAGAGAGUUGGAAGACUGUUUAUUGAGGUUUGUGGAGCUGAAGAAGACAGCCAAAAAAGAAUCAGAAAAUGUAUGCUCGCUGAGGAAUCUCGCAGCAGAGCUCAGUACUACAGGUGUCCUGAAUUGUAGCGACCCUUUACAGGAUACAGUAAAACAACUGACGGAAGAGUUUAAUAAACUAGAAGUCAGUGUUGAGGAGAGGUGCAAAGAAGUGUCUCAUUGUCGUCAGCGAUUAGAAGCUUUCCACGUACUUGUAACAUCCUUGCAGAACUGGUUACAUGAAAUGCAGGACAAGUUACCAGAUGCAGAGUUGCACUUUACCACAAAAGAGCUGGAAAUUCAAGUUCAUCAGCUUAAUGAGAUGCUUAGUGACUGGGAGUCACAGAAACGAUUUAUCAAAGAUAUGAACCAGAUGGGAUCAGAACUGGAGGGCCUGAUUGUUAAAAUAAUGUUGUCUAGGAGCCAGCUGAAGCAUGAUAUGGUGCAACAGAAGGAGGCAACAGCAAACGACAAUGUCAAUGGAAUCCAUAUCUGUAAAGAUAUGACACAGACACAGUGUGAAAUGUCCGAAGUGAACAGUGCUUAUAAGAGCCUAGGAGUGUCACUAAAGGAAAGGUUGGAUCACUUUUCAUCAUCACUUGGCCAAAGACAACACAUUGAACAGGAGGCAGCCUCAGUUACACACUUUCUGGAGAUAAAAGAGCAGAGUAUACUUGUACAUAGGCAACAGGGUAUUUCUCCAAGCAAGCAGCUGGCCCUUCAACAGCAGGCUGAGCAAAAUAAGGUACUGCAAGCAGAGUUAGAUCAGCAUUCUGCGGAAUUGGACAACUUGAAAAAAGCUCUUUUUGACAUAAUUGAGAAGAAUUCUACAUCUCCUGAAGCAAAGAAGUGGAAAAUUUGGUUGGACGAUAUUGAUGCAAGGUGGAAACGAACAAAUGAACUUGUUUCUGAAAGACAAGCUUUGUUGGAGGGGUCUGUAAAUCUUCUUCAAAGCUUCACAACAGCUGAGUCGCAGCUGAGGCCCUGGUUAGCAGAGAAACAACUUAUGAUUAGUGUACUAGGCCCCUUAUCCAUUGAGCCGAAUAUGCUAAGAACACAGAAACAGCAAGUUCAGUUUUUGCUGAAAGAGUUUGACUCCAGGAGGACACAAUUUGACCAGCUGACUCAUUCUGGAGAAAGCAUCAUGUCUUCAGACGCAGACCCCAAUUCUGUAUCUUGUAGCACUGUGCGGGAUCAGCUGUCAUCUGUGACUGUUUUGUGGAAGAACUUAACUGACUGUUUAAACCUACGUUUUGAGCAAAUUGACCAGGCUCAGGAGAUGAGCUCCAAGUACCAAAAUGUGCUGCAAGAUUUAUCCUGUAGUUUGGCACAGCUAGGUCAACGACUGGAUGAAAACAUUAAUCUGAGCAUAGAGCCUAGUUUACUACAGGAGCAACUUGAAGAAAACAGCAGAAUUCAUUCAGAGCUUGAGCGGAGUAAAAAGAAUUUGGAUGAAGCAGAAUCUCUCUUUCAAGGUCUCACCAAUAUAAUCGUGGAGGAAUACCUUCGUGAAGAGCUAAUAAAAAGGCUGGAGAAUGUAAGCAAUACUUACAAGACGCUGUGUGAGCGUGCAGCUAAAUGUUUACUACAGCUGCAAUGUGCAUUAUCUAGUUCUCAGCAGUUUAAACAGACAUUUGAUGAAUUUUGCAACUGGCUUGAACAAAGAUCAGAAGAAGCUGAAGGAUUUUCACCUGUGUCUGGCCAUCUUCGAAUACUUAGGACACAGCUACAGCAACAGGAAGACUUUCAAAAACACCUGAAUCAACACAGAGGAACCUAUGACUUAAUAUUGUCUCAGAGAGACUCAUUCCUGCUUUCCAUGUCUCAAGGAGAGGAAAGAACUGUUUUGCAGACUAAAGUAGGUUUACUGAAGAAGCGCUGGGAAAAGUUGAAUUGUACUACAGCAAAGAGACAAGAACUUUUGAAGGACUGCAUCACUAGGGCUUUGAGGUACCAGCAGCAUCUGGAUGAACUACUGCCUUGGAUUAAAAAUUAUGAAGUGCAUUUAUCAAAGCUGAAUGCCAUUCAAGAUCCUGCCAAGCUAGAGGAGGCCCUUUUGACAGCAAAGUCAUUGGGACAGGAGACUGAAAAACAGCGUGUUCUUUUGGAGUUGUUCAAUGCAACUUCUGACUCCUUGAUUGAAGCUUGUGAAUCUGGAGAGGAUGAAAUUAGGGAUGAGAAGGCUGUUGUAAACCAGAAAAUGGAUGCUUUGUCAGAAGAGAUGCUGAAAAUCACUACCUCUUUAGAGGAAAAAUAUGUGAGAAUAAAAGAGUUGCAUGAUGGUAUUAGAGAGGUCAAACUGAAACUAGAGAUUUCCCAGCAUAAGCUAGAGAUACAUGAGGCACUGGGUCUGCAUUCAUGCAGCAGUAAAAGUCUGGAAAAAAUACAGACACAGCUAGAGGUCCUACAAUCCUUAGAUUCACAAAUCCACUACCUGAAAGAUCUAAUCAAAGGACUACAGGAGGAUGCAACCUUGGGGCGGCAGGUAACAUUUGACUGCACAGAGCUGUCAGCCGAAGUGGAAGAUAUUGCAAGCAAGACCACUGUUGUUAAGCAUAAGGUUGAGGAGUGCUGCAUCUAUCUUGAAGAAAGACUUCUGGGUGUUGGUCAGAUGCAGGCUCGCGUUCGAGACUUGUUUUCUCAAAUAGCUGAUUUAGAUGAUGAGCUGGAUAGUAUGUCUCCUAUUUCAAGAGACCAGGAUUCUCUGCAAUCACAGGUUGAGGAUUUGCACUGUUUUCUCUCCCAGCUGUCUGAGAUGUGUUUUGCAGUUAAUGAAUGCAGUACAGAGUGUUGUAGGAAGCUGGAAAGUGAAGGAAACACUCCGGAUUUGCUGGCAAUCAAAAAAGAACUUGAUACUUUAACUCGCCAAAGUGUUAAGUUGAAUGAAAGGGCUAAAUGCAGGCUGGACCAGGUUGAGAUCACCUCCCAACGUGUCAAGGAAUUCUACAAUAUAGUAAAGGACCUCAGUGGCCUAUUGGUGGCUGCUGAAAUGGGCAUGACCUCCCAGGGUAGUGUGAGCAGUGAAUUGGAAACUAUUAACCAGCAGCUGGCCAUGUUGAAGCUUUUUCAGAAGGAGCAAGUUGAUCCAAUCCAGCCUCCGCUCCAGCAUCUGAAUAAUGUGGGACAGGGCCUGAUACAAAGUGCAGCAAAAAACUCAGACACACAGGGACUGGAGCAUGAUCUUGAAGAGAUCAACAUGCGGUGGAACACUCUUAACAAAAAGGUUUCCGAGAGAAUAGCACACAUGCAGGAAGCUUUACUGCACUGUGGGAAAUUCCAGGAUGCACUAGAACCUCUGCUUAGUUGGCUUACUGAGACAGAAGACCUGAUAGCCAAUCAGAAGCCUCCAUCUGUGGAGUAUAAAGUUGUAAAGGCACAGAUCCAAGAGCAAAAACUAUUGCAGAGGCUUCUGGAUGAUCACAAGCUGUCAGUGGAAAUGAUCUCUGCUGAAGGACAAAGGAUUGCCCAGUCUACAGAACCUUUUGAUCAAGAGAAAAUCUGCAGACAGCUUCAGACCCUCUCUGAACGAUGGUCAGCAGUUAUAAGCAAGGCUAAUAACAGACAAUGCCAACUGGAUGAUCUUCUUAUUUUAGCCAAGCGGUUUCAUGAUAUAGUUGAACCUUUGAUAGAGUGGCUAAGUACAACAGAAAAGAAACUGGCCAAUUCAGAACCCCUUGGCACACAAACCAGCAAGAUCCUGCAACAAAUUAACCAGCAUAAGGCUCUAAAUGAGGAGAUUCUCGAUCAGAAGAAGAAUGUAGAUCAAGCCAUCAAAAAUGGUCAGGCAUUACUCUGUGAAGCGACAGGUGAGGAAGUUACUUUGAUCCUGGAGAAACUAGAUGGCAUUAAAAGCCACUACUCAGAAAUCACAGCUACAAGCUCACGGGCUCUCCGCAUCCUUGAGCAGGCUCUUCAGCUUUCAACAAGGUUCAGAACUGCUUAUGAGGAGCUAGGGAAUUGGAUGGACAAUGUGGAAAGUGAGCUGGCUUCCAGCACUGGGCAGCUAUCAUCCACUGAACUAAUUAGCCAUUUUCAGGAAAGACAAAGGGAGCUGAAAACAGCAGUAACAGAUCAGUGGCUGGUGUUGGACACUGUGAAUGAGGUUAGCAGUGCCUUACUGGAGCUUGUUCCCUGGCGUGCCCGAGAUGGACUGGACCGUCUUGUUGUUGAAGCCAAUGAAAGGUUUAAAUCCAUCAGUGACAUUAUUUCUCAGCGUGUUGAACAAAUUGAUGCUGCCAUCCAGAGGUCACUUCAGUAUGAACAGAAUGCUGAUGCAGAGCUUGCCUGGGCGGCUGAGACUGAGCGGAAACUGACCUCUUUGGGACUUAUCUGUCUAGAGCAAGACCAGACCAUGGCACAACUGCAGGUUCAAAAGGCAUUCACCAUUGAUAUUAUUCGACACAAGGACUCCAUUGAUAAACUUCUGGAAGAUCAAGAAAAUGUACUUGAGAUGUGUAAAGAAGAGCAAAAAGUAAUUCUAAAGAACAAGACUGAGUCUCUUCUAAAGCAAUAUGACCUGGUCAGUCAGCUUAACUCGGAACGCUAUGGCCACCUGGAAAAGGCUCAAGUUCUGGUAAACCAGUUUUGGGAGACUCUAGAGGAAGUAAAUCCUUGGCUGGAGGAAACUUUGUCUUUAAUUGUACACCUUCCUAGUCCAGCUGUUCACUCUGCAGGAUUAAGACAACAGCAAGAUGAUCUGAGGCAACUGCGAGAGUUUAUUGCAGAACGCAAAUCCUACAUUGACAGACUGAUCAAGAUUGGACCUCAGCUAGCUGAACUAAAUCCAGUGGAGGGUGACGUUGUACUCAAAAGAGUAGCCACAACUGAGAGCUGCUAUAGAGAGCUUAAGGAGGAGGUGAAACAAAGAGCCAUGGCUCUUGAAGAAGCUGAAACACAGUUAUGUCAGUUCCACGAUAAGAUAGAACCAAUGCUUGAGACUUUGCAACUUAUGCAAAGUCGCCUCUGCCAGCCCCCUGCCAUUCCAGCUGAAGUGGACAAGAUUCGUGAACAGAUUGCAGACAAUAAAAACAUCAGUGCAGAGCUGGAUAAGCUGCUACCCUCCUUCCAAACACUUAGCCAAAAAGGUGGUGAACUCAUUAGAAGAUCUCAAGGGCUAGAGAAAGAGUCUGCUGUCAAAUCUAUAAAAAAACAGCUUGACAUGCUUUCAUUCUACUUCGAAGACAUCAAAAGUAAAUCAGAAGAGAGAGAAGCAAAACUGCUUGAUGUUCUAGACCUUGCAGAAAAGUUCUGGUAUGACAUGACAGCACUACUCACUACUAUUCGAGACACUCAGGAUAUUGUAAGAGACCUUGAAGAUCCAGGGAUUGACCCAUCACUCAUCAAGCAGCAGAUUGAAGCUGCAGAGGCAAUUAAAGCAGAGACAGAUGGUUUGCUAGAAGAACUGGAAUUUGUUCGGAACCUUGGUGGUGAUUUAAUUAUUUCUUGUGGAGAAACUGAAAAGCCAGAAGUUAAGAAAACUAUUGAUGAGAUGAAUCAAAGUUGGGAGAGUCUUAACCGGACCUGGAAAGAGCGCAUGGAGCAUCUUGCAGAGGCCAUGUCAAUUGCUGUCCAGUAUCAGGAUGCUAUUCAGGCAAUGUAUGACUACUUGGACAAUGCAGUGAUCAAACUGUGUGAUAUGUCUUCCGUGGGUACAGACAUUGAUACAGUGAAGCAGCAGAUUGAUGAGCUGAAGGUAUUUAAAGAAGAGGUCUAUCAGCAACAGAUUGACAUGGAGAAGCUGAACCAUCAGGGUGAGCUCAUGCUUAAGAAAGCAGCUGAUGAUACUGACCGUGACAUCAUCCAAGAACCUCUCACUGAGUUGAAGCACCUGUGGGAUAACCUGGGGGAUAAAAUUGUACUCCGGCAGCACAAGCUGGAAACAGCUCUUCUGGCUCUGGGGCAGUUCCAUCAUGCACUCUCUGAACUAAUGUCCUGGUUAACACACACUGCUGAAAUGUUGGACUGUCAAAGACCUGUCAGCAUGGACCCAAAAUCCAUUGAGAUUGAAUUGGCAAAGCACCAUGUGUUACGCAAUGAUGUGUUGUCCCAUCACUCUACAGUGGAUAGUGUGAACAAGGCUGGCAAUGAACUACUACAGUCCAGUGAAGGAGAUGAAGCCAGCCACCUGCACAGCAGCCUUAACAGUAUGAACUGCAGCUGGGAAGCAAUUUUGCUUAAGACACAAGAGAGACAGCAGCAUUUAGAAGCAGCUUUACAGCAGGCCGAGGGUUUCCAUGGAGAAGUUGAAGACUUUCUGCAGUGGUUAAGAAAGAUGGAGAGUCAGUUGUAUAUUUCAAAACCUACAGGAGGAUUGCCUGAAACUGCUAAAGAGCAGCUACAACAGCAUAUGGACAUAAAAGCCCAGUUCAGUACAAAGGAGGAGUUGUACCAGCAGAUUAUGGACAAAGGUCACCACAUUAUAAUAAAUCAAGAUGAUCCAGCAGUGGGAUCAAACACUAAAACCAAUCUUGCCCUUCUUGAACAGAAGUGGCAAGCAUUGAAUACCAAAAUUGAAGAAAGAAGGGACAAGUUGGAAGAGGCUCUCUGUCUUGCUACUGAGUUCCAGAGCUCUUUACAGGACUUUAUAAACUGGCUUACUCAAGCUGAACAAAAUUUAAACUUGUGUCAACCUCCCAGUUUUAUACAGGAAACUGUGUUAUUACAGGUUGAUGAACAUAAGCAAUUUGUUAAUGAAGUUAACACUCAUCGUGACCAGAUUAUGUGUCUUGACAAAAUGGGGUCUCAUCUGAAGUUUACCAGUCAGAAGCAGGAUGUGGUACUGAUUAGGAACCUUCUGAUGAGCAUGCAGUCCAGAUGGGAGAAGGUUGUGCAGCGCUCCCUGGAAAGAGGCCGCAGUCUAGAUGAGGUCCGCAAGAGAGGCAAACAAUUUAGUGAAACCUGGCGGAAGCUUGUUGACUGGCUGGAAGAAGCAGAGAGACAAUUGGAUUCAGAGCUUGAGAUCUCUAAUGACCCAGACAAAAUCAAGCUACAGCUGACUAAGCAUAAGGAGUUUCAAAAAAUAUUGGGAGCAAAGCAACCAGUAUAUGACACAACAGUUCGAAGUUGUCGCUCAAUGAAGGAAAAGGCUCCCCUUUCUGAUGAUCUGCCGAAAUUGGACAAUUUACUUGGAGAAGUCCGAGACAAGUGGGAUACUGUAUGUGGAAAAUCAGUUGAGAGGCAGCACAAGCUAGAAGAGGCUCUCCUUUUCUCAGGCCAGUUUGCAGAUGCUCUCCAAGCCCUCAUUGACUGGCUGUGUCGUGUUGAACCACAACUAAGUGAGGAUCAACAGGUUCAUGGAGAUUUGGACUUGGUUAUCAACCUAAUGGAUGCUCAUAAGGUAUUUCAGAAGGAGCUUGGAAAACGUACAAGCAGCAUGCAAGCGCUGAAACGUUCAGCCCGUGAACUGAUUGAGAGUGGUCGAGAUGACACUACGUGGGUCAAGGUGCAGCUGCUGGAGCUAACCAAUCGAUGGGAUAUUGUGUGCAAGUUGUCAGUCAGUAAGCAGAGUCGACUGGAACAUGCUUUGAAACAAGCAGAGGAAUUUAGGUCAGCAGUCAAUCAUCUUUUGGAGUGGUUGUCUGAGGCAGAGCAAACCUUGCGAUUUAGGGGGGUGCUUCCUGAUGAAGUAGAAACAUUACAGAGUCUCAUUAGCCUUCACAAGGAAUUUAUGACAAAAGUGGAGGAAAAGCAGAUAGAUGUUAAUGCAGCUGUGGAAAUGGGAGAAGCAAUUCUUGUAAUGUGCCACCAUGAUUCUAUUACCACAAUCAAACACUGGAUUACUAUUAUCAGAGCACGGUUUGAGGAGGUUCAGACAUGGACAAAGCAACACCAACAACGUCUUGAAAAUGCUCUGGCUGAGCUUAUGAACAAUGCUGAGCUUCUUGAGCAGUUGUUGUCAUGGCUGCAGUGGGCAGAGACCACGCUUAUUCAACGAGACCAGGAGCUUCUUCCCCAGAAUAUUGACCAAGUCAAAGGACUUAUUACAGAGCAUCAGUCAUUUAUGGAGGAAAUGACACGAAAGCAACCAGAUGUAGACAAAGUGACAAAAACCUACAAAAGGAAAGCAAAUGAUUCAUCACAAGAUAAAUCACAAACCCGAAAAUUCUUUAGUCGUGGCAUUUUGGUGGUGCUUCCCCCAAAUACUCAAGCAGAGACUAAGAAUCCGAAGCUCACUCAGCUUUCAGCUCGGUGGCAGCAAGUUUGGCUUCUUGCUUUGGACAGACAACGAAAGCUAAAUGAUGCCCUUGACAGAUUGGAAGAGCUAAAGGAGUUUGCAAAUUUUGAUUUUGAUAUGUGGCGCAAGAAAUACAUGCGUUGGAUGAACCACAAAAAAUCUCGUGUAAUGGAUUUCUUCCGGCGAAUUGACAAAGACCAAGAUGGAAAGAUAACAAGGCAGGAGUUCAUUGAUGGGAUUCUGUCAUCUAAAUUUCCUACCACCAAGCUUGAGAUGUCUGCUGUAGCAGACAUCUUUGACAGAGACGGUGAUGGCUAUAUUGAUUAUUAUGAGUUUGUGGCAGCACUUCAUCCCAACAAAGAUGCUUAUCGUCCAACCACUGAUGCUGAUAAAAUAGAGGAUGAGGUAACUAGGCAAGUGGCCCAGUGUAAGUGUGCCAAACGUUUCCAGGUGGAGCAGAUCGGAGAAAACAAAUACCGGUUCUUCCUUGGAAAUCAGUUUGGUGAUUCCCAGCAAUUGCGACUUGUUCGUAUUUUACGCAGCACUGUGAUGGUGAGAGUAGGAGGUGGAUGGAUGGCUCUUGAUGAGUUUCUAGUUAAGAAUGAUCCUUGCAGAGUGACAGCCACAGCUGGUUAUUUCUGCUGUAGAGCACGUGGAAGAACAAACUUGGAGCUGCGAGAGAAAUUCAUUCUUCCAGAAGGGGCAUCACAGGGCAUGACUCCCUUCCGUUCCAGAGGUCGCAGGUCAAAGCCAUCUUCACGUACAGCCUCCCCAACUCGUUCCAGCUCCAGUGCUAGUCAAAGUAAUCACAGUUGCACCUCUGUCCCAUCCUCCCCAGUGACUCCUGCCAGCAGUUCCAGAGUUGUUUCUGCAUCAAAAUCAAAACGUACAACUUUUCACUCUAAUCGAGGAAACCUUCCAGGAGAAAAUGAGAAUCAACCUACUCCUUCCAGUGCCAAAUCUAAAUAUAGUGAAUCCAAGAGAACCCCAUCUUCUACUAGCCACCCAACAAGUCGAGGUGGUAGCCAGGCUGGGAGUAGAGCAAGCAGUCGAAGAGGAAGUGAUGCCUCAGAUUUUGACCUUUUGGAAACUCAGUCUGCCUGCUCUGAUAUCUCUGAGACAAGCACAUCUGGAGUUCCACGUAAGGGAAUGAAGAACCUCUCCAAAAUCCCAACCAUUACCAAGAAGACUGCUUCUUCAUCAUCAUCGUCCUCUGCCACAGCAAGCCCUAAAACUUCUGGCAACAAGAGAUAGCCAUAAAACCCAAUGUGUUGUCACUGUAUUUUAACAGCAAGCCAGGCUAGGUUGAAGCAAGCAAGAGCAAGUAAGCAAGAGGACCAAGCUAAGGAAGGCAAACUAGCACCACUCCCAUUUUAGCUUUUUUUUUUUUUUUUUUUGGUUAAAAA